Etheostoma spectabile (orangethroat darter) is the source of this 1075-nucleotide messenger RNA. RefSeq lists its product as uncharacterized. Lineage: Eukaryota; Metazoa; Chordata; Actinopteri; Perciformes; Percidae. Gene Ontology annotation, cellular component: membrane. The transcript is spliced from 6 exons. Bases 125 to 799 code for a protein of 224 amino acids. The record is from RefSeq and is a predicted model, not a curated record.
CCUCCCCACCGCGCUGAGCUCCACCUGCAGCAGGUUACACAUUAAUGGAAGAACCUGAACUUCCGGCCGGAAGAAAGUCACCGCGCACCCCGGGGAGCCACAGCAGCAACGGCGGCAGGCCGACAUGGACCGACACCGGUACUUCAUUUUCAACCAGAGGAGCGUGCUGGUCCUCGGCAUCCUACAAGUGGCCUGUGCGGGUCUGUGCGUGGUGUGCGGCUUCAUGGACGCCGUUUUCCGCAAGGACACUCCGCUGAGCUGCAGCAGGACCCCGCUGUGGGGAGCACUGAUCAUGGCCUGUCCAGGUGUGCUGGCACUGUUCGCCUCACAAAGGAAAAACUCUGUGCUGGUGAGAGCGAUGGUGCUGGCAGCAGGACUGUCCUGUGUGGCUGCAGGCCUCAUUUCAGUGUACUCCUGUCUCACGCUGUCGUACGGGGAAGAGGACACAGAUGUCUUCCACCACCACCACAGUCCUCAAGUGACAUUUGUCCUCCAUCGGAUGGUGAAGGGGGCCAACGCCACCAUCCUACUGACCUGCACUAUCAGCACGGCCCUCUCCUCACUCAUCGCCUAUGUGGGCUGCCGCAGUCUCCCCGGCUGUGGAUGCUAUGAUACCAAAACAGGAUUGGAAACACUGGUUCCUCAGUGUGACCCUGGGGACACGGAGAUGGUUUGUACAUGGCAAGCAAGGGGGGGCGACGACAGGCUUUUCAACUCUCCUGCCCCGUCCAGUGACCAGGGCACCACUGAGGAAGAGGACGGCCCGUCCAAACUGCCUCCGUACAGCAGGCUGACUUGAAGGGGAGGGGGUGGUUGUAGAUUAGAUUACCCUAUAGUUGUGCCUACACAUUUUAUUUGUGGAUAGAGGGAGGAAGGGAAGGAAGAGAUAGCCUGUUGUUUAUUUCCUCUUUGGCCAAAGAUUUAUGGCGCCAAACUCCUUUUGCCAAAGUUGAGUAUCUGAACUCACUGUGUAUGUGACAUGCCUUACUGCCUGUGUGAAAUUGUGAAAUGUGUUCUCAGUAUAUAAAUUCAAGACAUUUUAUGUGUAUUUAAUAAAUAAAAGCUGACCACAGUU